This is a messenger RNA of Canis lupus familiaris (dog), 3043 nucleotides long. Its product is annotated as UDP-N-acetylhexosamine pyrophosphorylase-like protein 1. Lineage: Eukaryota; Metazoa; Chordata; Mammalia; Carnivora; Canidae. The transcript is spliced from 9 exons. The record is from RefSeq and is a predicted model, not a curated record. Gene Ontology annotation, biological process: UDP-N-acetylglucosamine biosynthetic process. Bases 35 to 1549 code for a protein of 504 amino acids. Gene Ontology annotation, molecular function: UDP-N-acetylglucosamine diphosphorylase activity.
GGUCACGAGUGCCAGCGCGGCCGGCGGAGGCGACAUGGCUUCGGAGCGGGCGGUGCGCGCCAGGCUGCAGCGCGCGGGCCAGGAACACCUGCUGCGCUUCUGCGCCGAGCUAGCGCCGGGGCCGCGCGCCGCGCUCCUAGCGGAGCUGGGGGCGCUGGAGCCCGAGGCGCUGCGGGAGCACUGCCGGCGCGCGGCCGCGGCCUGCGCGCAUCCCCCGGGCCCGCCGCCCGACCUGGCCGCGCGCCUGCGGCCCCUGCCCCCCGAGUGCGUUGGCAGCGCGAGCCGGUGCGACCCCGAGACGCGGCUGCUCUGGGAGGAGGAAGGUUUCCGCCAGAUCGCUCUGAACAAGGUGGCUGUGCUGCUGCUGGCUGGGGGGCAGGGGACUCGCCUAGGCGUGACCUACCCCAAAGGCAUGUAUCAGGUGGGGCUGCCCAGCCAGAAGAGCCUGUAUCAGCUGCAGGCCGAACGGAUUCAGCGGGUGGAGCAGCUUGCUGGCGAGCGCCAUGGGACCCGCUGUACCAUCCCAUGGUACAUCAUGACGAGUGAGUUCACGCUGGGGCCCACAGCCACCUUCUUCCAGGAACAUGACUUCUUCCACCUGGACCCCAAUAACGUGAUCAUGUUUGAACAGCGCAUGCUGCCUGCUGUGAACUUUGAUGGCAGGGCCAUCCUGGAGCAGAAACACAAGGUUGCCAUGGCCCCAGAUGGCAAUGGGGGGCUGUACUGCGCACUGUCAGACCACCAGAUUCUGGAGGACAUGGAGCGUCGAGGAGUGGAGUUUGUGCAUGUGUACUGUGUGGACAACAUCCUCGUGCGGCUGGCUGACCCGGUCUUCAUUGGCUUCUGCGUGCUUCGCGGCGCAGACUGUGGGGCCAAGGUGGUGGAAAAGGCCUACCCAGAGGAGCCAGUGGGUGUGGUGUGCCAGGUGGACGGGGUCCCCCAGGUGGUGGAGUACAGCGAGGUCAGCCCCGAGACUGCUCAGCUUCGUGGGCCUGAUGGGCACCUGCUCUACAGCCUGGGCAACAUCUGCAACCACUUCUUCACCCGAGGCUUCCUCCAGAUGGUCAGCAGCGAGUUUGAGCCCUUGCUGAAGCCACAUGUGGCUGUGAAGAAGGUCCCAUACGUGGAUGAGGAGGGAAAUCCGGUAAAGCCGAUAAAACCAAACGGGAUAAAGAUGGAGAAGUUUGUGUUUGAUGUGUUCCCGUUUGCUAAGAGUUUCGUGGCCUUUGAAGUGUCUCGGGAGGAGGAGUUCUCUCCUCUGAAGAAUGCUGCCUCGGAUGCCAGAGACAACCCCGCCAUGACCCGGCGUGCCCUGCUCAUGCAGCAUUACCGCUGGGCCCUGCAGGCAGGGGCCCACUUCCUGGAUGCGUGUGGGGCCCGGCUCCCUGAACUGCCCAGCCUGCCGGACGGCACAGAGCCUCCAGCCAUCUGUGAGAUCUCACCCUUGGUGUCCUACGCUGGAGAGGGUCUGGAGAUGUACCUGCAAGGCCGCGAGUUCCGGUCCCCCUUCAUCCUGGAUGAGAACCAGGCCAGGGCUCUGCAGGCCUGACUGGCUCCCAGACCUGCCAACCCCAGGGCCUGAGGGCUGGGGACACAGCUUACUCCACCAGGGUGGGGCCUCUCCCACCACCGGUUCCCACGGACACAAAUGACCCUAGGCCUGCUAGAGACCUACGAGGGUUUUUUCCUCUGGGCUCCUGGCUGCGGGAGGCAGAGGUGUGGCAUCCCAUCCCGGUCCUGGGCCCUGCCUGGGGGCGACUGGAGGAUCAAUGGCCCCUUCUAGCCCUCCACGCAGCUCCCCUUGGUGAAGAGCUACAGCCACGCAGCUUCUCUGCAGAUACACAGGUGGGCAGGGAGGGAGGAGGGAGGGGAGGGCGCCCCUCCCUCGCAGGGCCAGGUGUGGAAGGUGCUGCCCCCUCCCUCCCUCCCUCCCUCCUGCUCUGGCAGCCAACAGGAAGCCGAAGGAAGCCGGUGAGGCUGGAGGGGGGUGGGUGGCACAGCCUGGCCCCAAAUUUCUCACCACCCCCAGCCCACACUCAGCCUGCACACCUAAAGGGGGAACCUCUCCAUUUCCCCAGAGACCUCGAUUCCUCCGCCACCUCUGUGGUUGGUUCAGGCCCCUGCAUUUUAGGUGCUCCGACCAAGAACCAGGGGGCCCAAGAACCAGGGGGCCGACACUAGGGGCCUCUCACCACGUGGCUCCUCAGUCUGGAACGCAAGCGGCCAGAGAGCGCUCCACCCCUCGACUCUCCACCGACCGGAAGCGGGCUUUCUAGUCUGCCACACAUCGUGGCGCUCUCUAGAGGGAGACGCGGCCUCCAUGUCCGGGCGCAGGCUCGGGCAUUGCACCCCUGCAGCCAGACCGGGGCUGCGGGGAAAGCCGCGGGCCCAGCCCCUCGCCCCUGCCUGCUUUCCCCUCCGCAAGGCAACACAGGGGGCCACCCCCCACCCUGGCCUGCGCGGCAGCCCUCACCGCGUGGGAGCCGAGCUCGCCCGAGGAAAAGGAUGCCCUGGGCCCCCUGCAUCCUGACCUGGGCCCGGGGCGGGGGCAGGGCCGCGCCCCCCCCCUCCAGGAGGACUGUGUACCCCCCAGGCCCUGCCAGUCCUUCGUAACCUCAGAGGUGACCCGUGUGCCUGAGGACCCUUCCCUCGGCUGCUCUCUCGCCCCCAGCUGCCGCUCCCCAGCGCCACAGCCCCAAGCUGUGCAACCUGUCUUCUCAGCAGGAGGGUCAACUACGGACACCGUUGCUGUGAAGGGACGGUUUAUUUUAAAAUAAUUAGACCCUUCUAUCAGGUCUCACACACAGCACGGAGGGAGGCAGGGAGGUGCCGGGUGCGGACCGCCGUCUCCGCGGACCCGCAGCUUACAGGAUGGUAGGGCUCCCAGUCCUGUCUCACGGGCGUGCGCGCCCCUUCCCGCUGUGUCCUCCAGAGAGGCCCCUCGGGCUACCGGGACAGUCUCUGACCCCAGACGAGCCACCGCGGAACCACUGACUUCUGAGGGACUGCCACGCUCGGAUGCGACGGAAUGCGGGGGUGGGGG